Carassius auratus (goldfish) is the source of this 1028-nucleotide messenger RNA. RefSeq names its product gametocyte-specific factor 1-like. Bases 148 to 696 code for a protein of 182 amino acids. The transcript is spliced from 8 exons. The record is from RefSeq and is a predicted model, not a curated record. Lineage: Eukaryota; Metazoa; Chordata; Actinopteri; Cypriniformes; Cyprinidae.
UUGUAAUGACGAAACAAAGGUUUUUACGUAGUGGGUCACGUGACAUUUCACGGUCAAUCAAGUGAAGGGGAGCACGUGCCAUACCUUAAGACUACAAAAACAAGUAGGUGACAUUUUGAACUCCCAAAACCCCAGAAGGAAGCGAGUAUGGCCACUAUUAGAUUCGGGAGUAGCGUUGGUCCGUCCGGAGUCAACUCUGAAAAUCAACAUCAUGGCUGGACUGAAGAAAACGUUUAUAGUGAAGACACUGAUGACGUCGGUGACCCCAACAGGAUUGUGCAGUGCCCUUAUGACAAAAACCACCAGAUCAGAGCCUCUCGCUUCCCUUUUCAUGUUCUCAAGUGCAGGAAGAACCACCCCAAACUGGCUAGUGAACUGAAGACUUGCCCCUUCAACGCCAGACACUUGUUUCCCAAGCAUGAGUUGUCUCAUCACAUUGCGAACUGUGAAGACAAGAGGUCACUGAAUGCUGAAGAUGGAAAUGUAGAGCUGCUGGAGAAGUUUCAGGUGCCUGUUAACACCUGCACAAACCCUUCACCCUAUGAGGACUGGGAAACAGAGGCUGAUGAUAAUGCUGCUAUGUUUGUCUGGGGUGCAUCCAACAAUCAGCUUGCCCAAAACGAUCCAGAGCCAUCUACCACCAUCAGUUUAUCCGAUGGACUCCGGGCACCACGGACUCUUCCAUGGAAACUCUGAUGUCACCACUGGAUGGACUUCACCUACUAAUCUUACUUAAUACUUUAAGCCCUGUGUGAUUUCUAGCCUAACUUGUUUAAAGUCUACUUAUAUUUUAAAGUUUUUAAUUUUUAAAGUGUUGUGAAAUUUUCCCUUUUCCUAUUUUCUACAAGGUAAUACACUCUGUAAACGGUUAUGGUCCAUGUGUAGAGAUGCUCCUUAUUAAAGCAAAGAAUUGUCAUUUUCAAGUGAGACCCCAUUCAGUGCCAAUCUAUCUGGACCUUUUGCUUUUUGUGGAAGUGGUUCUUUAAUCCUGAUCUGUAUGAUUCAUUAAAGAUUUAAGUGCAAGCCUC